This is a messenger RNA of Cinara cedri, 5967 nucleotides long. The record is from the annotation of a GenBank genome assembly. NCBI's taxonomy places the organism in Eukaryota, Metazoa, Arthropoda, Insecta, Hemiptera, Aphididae.
AUGACUGAUUCAUCGCCUAGCUCAGACUAUCACUGGACGGAACGGGUUGAAAUUUGGCACGCAGAUAGUAAUUAUUUAUUAUGAAGUAGUCAUCCGCUAAAAAAGGAUUUUCGAAAAUUUAACACCUACAGGAGUAAAAUAGGGAUUUUUGGGUAUUUUUGAUACGAAUAUAUAUCUAAUUGUUUAUUUAUGUAUAUAUUUUUUGUUUAUUAAUGGUUAUCCUGGUGAUACGGGUGAAAUAAAAAAAACAAUUGGUCCGGACAAUGCCGGACGGGACAGCUAACGGGAAGGGAGGGUUUUCGGUAUUUUUAGAACAUUAAUUGAAUUUUAUUUUGUUGAUUUAUAGCUGGUUACCUUGAUGACAUAGAUGAUAAUUUGGUUAUCACGGACAGAAAAACCAUUAUUAUUAUGUAUUACUAUCAUUUACACUAUAUUUAGUAAUAGCAAAGUAUUUUCGGGACAGCUAGUAUUAUAUUAUAAACUAAAUUAACCUAUGUAUCCGAACUCCUCAUCAACAAGUCACAAUAGUAAUCUACUAUUGUAGGGCACAUAUAUAUAUGGCUUCUUUUUGUUAUAUUUUCAAAUAAUGUAGGUCAUAAUAUACUCAGGUUUGACUAUUAUUGAAAUACGUAAAAAAAAAUCCUGCAAAUAUUUAUAUUCAAAUACUUUAUAUAAGAAAACGUGUCAACGCGCGAUUCAAAAUAGUGGCCUAUCAAAAGUGAAAUGUUUAUUAUGUCUGGAUUUUUUUUUUUCACUACAUCCGUUACGCCUUUAUACGCAUUUUUCAGCUCACACUCUAUUAUUCAUUCCCUGGUGGUGUAUUAACGGAGGGCUUGUAGAGGGUUUUCACUCCCCCCAGAGACUUUAUUAUAGGUACUUACCUAUAUAUUAUAUUUUCCGUCAGCGUUCGCAAUACGAAUUUUAGCUAGACAAAUUUGUUGAUAACGAAAAAAAAACAAAAAACUCUUGAGCAGCAAAGCUUCAUAACUAAAGUUAAAUUCCCCCAAUUUUUUUUAAUUAUAAAAAUACAUUUUAUUUUUUUAAUAAAAUAAUAAAUUACUGAAUACUUAAAUAAUACCAUAAGUACUGUGUGUACUGUGUGUAUUAUAAUACGAGUACAAUUAUACGAUUUUCAGAAAAAUGCUGAAAUUAUUAUAAAAUUGGGUAGAGGUAAGUGUUGAAAAUCAAAACUCCCAAAAGGCAUAUCUUUGAUACUUACACCAAUACACCGUGUAUAUAGAAAAUUUGACCCCCUGGCUUCUGUAAGAGUGUACAAAAUUUAAAAAAAACACCUUCUCCUCCCUCAGCAACAUGGUGAAAUUCAUAUUUAAAUUCAACCCGACUUUUAUCAAUGAUAUAAAUAGAAGGAGGGGGGAAACGAGUAAAACGCUAAAACAAUACGACAGAUAAAAAAAGUUAUUAUGGUGAAAACAAAAUGUUAUAUAGUAUAAUCAUCUAUAAAUAUUUUUUACCUAUCUAUAUUUUUGAUAAUUAUUAAUUCUCGAGAAAACAUUGCGUAUACAACAAGUUGGUGAGCCCGUAAAUUUAUUAUCACUUUAAACGUUUUUGAAAGGCACAAAAAAUCAAUAACCACAAGCGCCAAGUAUUACAAUUUGAAUUCUAAUUAUAUUAUGCUUGUGCAAUAUUUUCUUCUCGUUUUUAUUCCCCUUUACUUUAAUUUAUUCGGUUGUUAACAUGUUUUCGUGAUACAGUAAUUGGGAAACGGGUAAAUCUUUAAAAUCUGUCAGAUUCAUUUUCAAUCGCACCUCUGAAUCUGAAAUUCGCAUCUGGACGAAAAGACACGAUAAUAAUAUGUCAGGCAAAAAGUUUUAAAAAAAAAAAAACACUCAUAAAAUAACCUAUAUAUCAUCAUAUUAUGAAACUAAUAAUAAUUCUCUCGCUCCGAACGGAAACUGAAUAAUAAUAAAUAUCUGUAUAGAAUAAAAUUUCAAUCCUGAUUUAAAAUAUCGGUUUUUAUUUCUCUUUUGCGUUAUUGUUUGGUAGUGGAAAGAAUGACGAGUGAAAAAAAAAGUAGUAUAAUAAUACGAAACAUUUGCAUAUCCAAUGAAUAAGUAAUAAAAAAAUAAUAAUAAUUUUGUAUUACUUUUUUUUCAAGGUGGUCAAACAAAGGAAGAAGUCAUAGAGACGAAUGAAAGAUUGAGAGCGGUACGGAUUCGGUUGGAAGAGUCUUAUGAUACGGCUAAAAAGUCCCUCAUUACACUAAUGACUAAGUACACGGAGAGCAAGACAACGCGUAACGUCUUCCAAAGAUAUAAUCUCCUGAAGGCCAUGAUUAAGGUAAAACAUUAUUAUCAUUAUUAGUAUUAUUAUCAUUUAUAUGACUAUAAAAUAAAAUAUUUUGUUUGCACUAAUAACGAGCCAAAUCAAAUUGUACAAAAACAUAACGUGUAAUCUAAACAAACAAAAUAAUAAUAUUAAAACAAAACAAUAUGAAAUAAUGUAGUUUCGCUCGUUACCCGUAUAUUAUUUCUUAAAUAUUGGAGUAUUUUUUUUUUAUUUUUUAAUCACUAACCAAAGAUUAUCUAAAAAUAAGAUGUUGAUUUUUUAUUUUGAUUGUUUUCAGAGUUUUGAUUCGAUAAAAUAUAGAUAACAAAUAAAAUAGAAUCGUUUAAAUCUUAUUUAAGGAUUUUAUUUAAAAUUUUCAAAAUUUUGCACUUAUCCCAUAAACUAUAAACAUGCCCAUCGAUUUUUAAUUUUCAGCUAGCCCUCCGCCAGCCCUUUUCAUAUGAAAUUCUAAACGAAAAUAUUUUCUUAAACAUGUUAAUAAUGCUUAACAUGGAAAUCGGAUUUUCAUAUCAUGAGUUAUAUCAGUUUAAAAUGUAUACUAAAGAAUUAUUGAACUAUGAACCUGUAAACAAUAGGCUGAGAACAAUGAAAGGUGUCCGGGCCGACAUUAAAAAAUAUAAUCCGGUAUCCCAGUGACGUCGUGUAAUGUCGUGGGCCUUUUAUUUGUGACAUUCCGAUUGGCUGUUGUAAUCUUAGUUACAUUUAGUAACCAAUACCUACAAGACAAUGUUCAAAGUUAGGCUGAACUCAAACUUAGUUGGUCGAUUUUUCGGUGUUGUCAAUAUAAACACAACUUAUCAAUACGAUCUAAAAACGUCGAAUCGUUAAGUAAAAUAUGACACGGCACUGGACUAUAAUAAUAGUAUAUAUAUACAGGGUAUCCAACGAAGAUAAUACACUCAUUUUAUAUAAAAUAGAUAUAUCUUCGCGAUGGGACACUCUGUAGUAUGUGUAACAGUGUUAAAGCAAUCAAACCACAGUGAGAGCAACAGAGAGAAGUCCAACAACAAAGAUAGAUAAACGACAUUGUAAUAAGAAGAUAGUAUAUACUGCAGUUUAAGUGCAAUGUUUAUAUGCCCAGGAAUUAGCUACCUACAUUAUCUUUUGUCCAACGAUUUCAAUCAUAUCCUGAAUAGAGCAUGAAAAUGUUGGUAUGUACCAUGUGGUCCGUGGUAUUGGGAACUGCGCGCCCUUAUAAUAUAUUAAUGUAACGUAGGGAAAGGUUACCAUCGAAUAAUGAAUAUUGCAAUUACUGUUCUUCCUUUCACACCUCCGGUUUAAAUUGUUAUAACUCAUAAACGAAAAAAUAUCGCAAUACCAUCUAUAGUGUCAUAAUAAUUGAUAUACAUAUCGAAAUUAUUAGAAAAAUAUUAGUUUUUCGAUUCUGUGUGGAAACAGGGAGGGGGGAGAUUGUCAUGUUCAAACCAAAAUUGUCCGUACCAUUUAUUCAAGGUAUAAGUAGUAGGGUUGAAAAUGUUAAAGCAGAGGUUAAACUGUGAUUACAUCCUGAUAAUGAUUGAAAAAAACAACAAAACAAAAAUCAAUUUUGCCUUAUUAAAAUCCUCGGAGAAAAUCGACGGAUGGGGGUUUGUAAAAGAAAAAAAAAAUCGCACAGUAUAUUAUUUUGUAAUCGUUUCGGCACAGACACAGCGUAAUAUUUGCGAAUUUAUUAAUUUAAUCAAAACAAACACGUAAAUAAUGAAUUUCAUACCGGCGGAAAACGAACGAAAUAAUAAUAAUUUAUUUCUAAUUAUUCGUCGUAAACUACUAAUCGAAUGAAUGUGCCGCGAAUAAAUAAUAAAAUAUAAUUGCAGACAAUUACCGUUUUUGUACAAAUAAUAACCGUGAUUUAAACCAGCGUUCGUGUGUUUAUUCAGUAUUUGUAAUAAUAAUUUUAAUAUUUUAUGAGUGGUAAUAUUCGGUGGACAUAAAAAAAAUAAUAAUAAUAAUAAAAUAUUACUUAAUUUUAUUUAAAACGUCAUAAAAUAUCUGUGAAACACAAUUUUUUUUUUAGUAUUAUUAAUUUCGCCUUUUUUUUUUUAAUGUCGUCGAUGCGUUAAAUGUCGUCGUUACUUUUUUCUCGCACCAUCCGCGUUUUAUUUAUACACUAAAAUAUUACGAGCCGAGUUGUAACGAUGGCUAAAGAAUGAUCGGCGAAACACGGCGGCCGCUCGAAAACCGGAAGUUUCGCGAUAGCUUUUCAAAACUCGAUUGUCUUUUGUCAAAAGUUAUUUAAUAAUUUAUCGCUGGCCAUUACGCUGCGUGCACAGUGUAUUAUAAUGUAAUACACUUUAACAAUCGUCCGAUCUAGGGACCGAAAUUUGCGAAAAAUAAACCGGGCAAACUGGAACAUUUUUGAUAGUAGUAGAAAUUCGGAAAGAAUUAUUGUCAAGCUUUUUUUAAACAUACAUACAUAUUUCCUAAAAAUUAUAGAAACACAAAUGUACCUUUACGAUAAUUUUUUUCACAUUUAAAAGUAUUUUUUGAAAUAAUUUUUGUUUUUAAUUUCCCGUACGGUUUUUGUAUUUUACAAUAAAAAAAAUCCGAGUUUUUCCUGUAAUUUUAAUUCCUAAUCCGAACCACGGCUUCAAAUAAUAUAAUAUUAUGGUACCGUAUCAGCCUUUAUUAUAGGUACUCACGAUUAUUAUAACAUAAUUAUAUCUAUCUAAUCUGAAUAAUAGAUAUUUAUUCAGUAUUGUCUGAUAAAGAUAAACUAAACAAUCAUAAACUUUUAAUCUAGAGAGAAAAAUAUAAUUUUCUUCACAUAAUAACCUAUCGAAAACCAAAUGCAAAAAGUAGUGAAAGCAUACCAGAUUAGGUACAUACUCGUAUGUAAACAGAGUGAUUUUUUUUAUUAUGUACCGGCAAUUAUCCGAAAGGAUUAUAAGUGAAUUUGAUUUCUGUUUUUUUUUUUAAUAAUUAUGGGACCGUUUAAUAACUUUAUUUUAAAUAAAUUGUAUAUUUAUUUUUAAAGCUUAGCCUAAACUUUAAACGAUUAUAACCCGUAAAUUGUAAAUCUGAUAUUAGUGUCAUGCAUAUAAAAAUUUCUAAAAAAAUAUUCUCUAUUUCUGUGUUUAAAAAAAGGGAUUCCUAUUUUAAAAACAAAAAUAUAUACUUAAUUAAAGUAUAUGGAGUAAGGGUGAAAAAUUAAAAGCGGUUUUAAAAUAAAGUUUAACCGAUUCUACAAUAAUAAAAAAACAGAAAUCAAAUUCACUUAAAAUCCUCUGAGAAUAUUACUGGUUCAUGGUAAAAAAAACACCCUGUAUAUUAAAAAUGUACCUGUAUAAGACACAUCAACAUUACCGUUAAUGUUGUCAGUAAUCUACGCGCAAGUUUUUUUUUUUUUUUUAAUAUUGUGUCCCUUUUGCAGGAAGUGAUCCGGUUGGAAACGCAAUACUGGACACUGGUCGAGAUCCCGAAACAGGAAAAACAAGAGACUGUACCGUCGUUCGUACUCAGGGCAUGCGGCAUUGUGGAGAAAUCGCAAAAGUCCGGGGAUGGAGUUAAGUCUAACGCGAAACUAGCUGAAGAGGAAGAAAAGAAACGAGAACGCAUAGACAGACUUUGCGGUAAAUAUAUUAUUAUAAUUAUAUUCAUAUUAUUAUAGUCCUACGACUUUACAUAAUCAACCAAAACUCUGAAGUCGACGAGAUAAUAUAA